This is a messenger RNA of Alternaria alternata, 930 nucleotides long. RefSeq lists its product as hypothetical. The record is from RefSeq and is a predicted model, not a curated record. Bases 177 to 743 code for a protein of 188 amino acids. The transcript is spliced from 2 exons. NCBI's taxonomy places the organism in Eukaryota, Fungi, Ascomycota, Dothideomycetes, Pleosporales, Pleosporaceae.
CAGUUACAUGCAUGCAUCUUUACAACUGCGCCGCGAAGCAUACUGCCGUUAUUCAGUGUGCCCAUCAGUUCAGCAGCUGCAGGAUGGUUUUCCAAGCACGACUUUAAAAGCUCAAGGUAGAACGGUAAGAAGCAUUGCAAACUAGUUCUUUCUUUCUCUUCCCCUUCAAACACGUUAUGGCACCUCCUUACGGAAUCAAGCACACUGUUACUCCGAGUGGCGACGAAAACAUCGCACACUUCCGAGAUUCUCGCUCUACGUUUCAUACAAUUCGUGUGGUAGUUCACACCCUGGGCAGGCAGCCAAAUGGGAUGAGCGACAACCAUGUCUCAGUAUUCUUACUCUUGAAUGAAGGAGCAAUACGACUAAACAUGACAACAGAGGAAGGGUUUAUUUCGGGGGAGCUGGUAUGGUCAUGGGACGCAUAUCAGAUCUCCAAUUCCGCGAUCAUUCACUUUGAUAUUGCACUCAGAUUCGCCGUGGAAGUAGGAACGCUUUAUAACCAAGUACGCUCGUGGGGUCUGCAGAGAUAUACAUUCUCUGGCGGAGGCUCUGGUUGUCGAUAUUGGAUCUAUUGUUUGAUCUCAAAGAUGGCAGAGAUGCAGUGGAUACACGCGGACUGGGUGGGACGGAUGUGGAGCCACCUUUCGUAUCAAUAUUCUCGGGAGGUAGCCCCCAAAGUUAUUGAAAUCAAGAUGGGGACGUUCAACACACAGAAGGAUUGGGAGGAUGAAUAUGAGUAGACGUGAAACUAGAAUUUCGAAGUUGUGCCGCGCUCUGCUCGGACUGAACAUCGUGGGUGCCAUCAAUCUUGGAAUAUUCUGAGCUAUCGUUGCAGCCAUCUGGUGGGGACAUCGAGUGCUUGUCAUCAUGCGGGGGUAUUGAGGGUUCACGGUCUCCAUGCUCAGAGCAAACCAAUGCACUGACACG